Molecule: messenger RNA, 1924 nt
Organism: Pomacea canaliculata
Lineage: Eukaryota; Metazoa; Mollusca; Gastropoda; Architaenioglossa; Ampullariidae
Product: deleted in malignant brain tumors 1 protein-like
Exons: 11
Coding region: 29-1912 (627 amino acids)
Cellular component (GO): membrane
Source: RefSeq, a predicted model, not a curated record
CUUUAACAUAUUGACAGCCAGCAUCACGAUGUACAGGGCCGUCAGUGUUUACUGGAUCUCUGUUCUCCUGGUGCCCAGUGUGGCUCAGCAGAUGUCAGCUCGUGUAGUUGGUGGCACAGCAGACGCAGGACGUCUAGAGAUAUUGUACGAUGGAACUUGGAGCACAGUGUGUGACAUUGGAUUUGGACAGAGAGAGGCCUUGGUAGCCUGCAGGAUGCUGGGAUUUAACAGCACAACAGCAGUAGCCGUGUGGUCAGCCAAGUACGGAGCAGGCUCUGGUCCUAUUCUGUUCGAUGACCUGCAGUGUGUGGGGAACGAAACCAGCCUGGCGCUGUGUAAAUACACGGGGCUCUACAGAGACAACUGUUUCUACGAUGUCGGCGUCAUGUGCAACAUCACUCAGCAGAUGUCAGCUCGUAUAGUUGGUGGCACAGCAGACGCAGGACGUCUAGAGAUAUUGUACGAUGGAACUUGGAACACAGUGUGUGGCAAGCGAUUUGGACAGAGAGAGGCCUUGGUAGCCUGCAGGAUGCUGGGAUUUAACAGCACAACAGCAGCAGCCGUGGGGUCAGCCAAGUACGGAGCAGGCUCUGGUCCUAGUCUGUUUGAUGACCUGCAGUGUGUGGGGAACGAAACCAGCCUGGCGCAGUGUCAACACUCGGUGCUCUACAUAGACUACUGUACACACUGGCAGGAUGUCGGCGUCAUGUGCAACAUCACAACACCUAUGACAGCCCGGUUAUACGACGGGACGUCCAAGGCAGGACGUCUGGAAAUAUCGGUCAACGGAGAAUGGACGACAGUGUGUCAGAAUGGAUUUGAACAGAGCGAAGUAGAAGUCGCUGUAAGGAUGCUGGGACUCAACAGCACUGGGCAAGCACCUGUGAAGUAUCUUCUAUUAAAAGAGGGCUCACGAUUUCAAUUUGGGUAUAUGGAGUGUCAAGGAAUGGAAACAAAUCUUCAGCAAUGCAAUCUAGGACAACUUAACAAAAGCAGCUGCCUGGAUGUCGGUAUAAUUUCUGAGUUCAAAAGCUUGAGUCUGCGACUGACAGGACCUCGCCGUACAAACAGUAACGUGGGGCGUGUAGAAGUGAAGAUUGGAAGUAAACAAUUUAGUACAGUGUGUGUAAACAACGAGAAAACUGCCCUAGUCAUCUGCAGACAACUCAAAUUAGAAACUGCUGCACUGAUAGACGGUUUGUUGUUCGGACCAGACAAGAGCCCUUUACUUCAAGCUACUUUUGUUUGUGAGGGAACAGAGAGCAGCCUGAAUGAAUGUGGGCGAAAUAACACUGCAAAGGACUGUUAUUCCAAUGAUGUUGGCGUCUAUUGCAGCAAAUCUCCACUUUUAAUAGUUUCUCGGGACGAACGGUACCCGUUUAUAGAAGGAGCAAACAAAGCUUUAUGGUGCGUGGCUCUACGAAAGUAUGAACGGGAACCUGAGUACACAUGGGAAGACACAGCUGACGGUCGUCCUAAUCGCGAGUUUCUGAUCUUUGACAAUCUGACUAAAGAGCACAAUGGACGUCGAGUGAGCUGUCGUGUACAGGGUUCUAGCCCUAGACGUACCAUGUCUAGUAUUUUUCAUAUGCUAGAGGUUUACUAUAAGCCGUUGAUUACAAUAACAUGGACUAACAACACCGGGGAAAAACAGCCCUUGUCAAGUCUUUCUGAGUUAAACCCUGGACACAACGUGACCCUGUGGUGUAAAGCUGACAGCAACCCUCCCCCCGCGUCCAUCACGUGGUCAGGAAGAGUGAACAGCACGACUGGAGAGUUACGGAUCCUAGCGGCAGACCACGUGACACACAGCGGUGUGUACACCUGUACCGUCGUCACUGAAACCGUUGAUGAUGACGACAGACUUCCGUUGACUUCAUCUUACGAGCUCAACCUCAGAGUUGAAGGUUGACAUUUACUUUUG